AUGGCAGUUACUGAAGAAAUUCUUUAUAUUCAAGCUCAAGAAAAUCUUAGUAAUUAUAUUUCUUUGGCUCAAACAACAUUAGCUCAGAUUUUACUUGUUAUUCGACGAACUAUGUCUGGAAGUCAGUUUGUAUCAGCUUUGGAAACUAACUUUUAUGUAGGUUAUCCACCAUUAAAUGUUGGAGAUUGGAGUCAACCAAAAAUGUUCCCAGUAGUAUCUGGAAAUUGUUCGUGUUUCUCUAUUAGUGGGUGUCAACGUUCAGCUCAUAUUAGAGAUAGUCAAGAUCAAUUAAUAGUAGUUCCAGAAAUGAUAAUUGAUUGUUAUAUUGUUGAUUCAACAUUAGCUUCUACAUUGGAAUGUUAUUAUGACUUAGCAUGUUUUCAGUUUCUACAUAACUCAUCAACAGAAAUGGAGAGUCUAUUAUCCACUUAUGUCAACAAUCAUUUCCUGGUAAAUUCUACUGUCCAAAUGUUUCUUGAUGAAUUAAUGAUUGAUAGAUUAGAUAUUAAGAUAAUAUUUGAUUCAUUUUAUAAACAAUGCAAACCUGCCUAUUGUACUUUCUCAUACUCUCGUCGCUUUUCACAUCUCUUUGUUAUUACUACAAUUCUAGGAACUUUUGGUGUUCUGUCUUCUAUUUUACGUUUGUUGCUACCAUUUAUUGUCAGUGAAAUUUUUCGCUGGAAAACUAAACGCACUUCAAAUGGCUGUUGCUCACAAGAUGAUACAACUAUUUCAAAUAGACGUAAGUGAAAAUAAAAUUCUAUGAGAAUGUUCACAAAACACUAAUCUUUAGCACUUUGAAAUGACCGAUAAGAUGAAGUUAUUGUGAUUUGGCUCUCUGAUGGGCUCCUUUUUUUCUUGGCUAUUUAUGUUUUCAUAUGUAGUUUUAUAAAAAGAAGAGUUUUGUAUUAUAUUAAAUCUAAACUUUUCUUAGCAAUAGCAAUCUUCGAUCGUCUUCAUCGUCUAGCAAAUUUCGUUUAUCAGCAACUGGGCAAGUUAAAUCUUUUCGAAAGUAAGAAAAUUAGAACGCAUGCUAAUAUGAUACGUGAGUAUUUCUUUACACGACUCUUCAUUUUAUUAUUCGUCAUCUGCUCGAUCAAUAUUGGAUUUUAUAUAUAUGUAUUCAAACACGAUGAAAUUGUUACUAUCAUGUAUCCAUCUCGAGAAACUUACGAAAAACUAUUCAAUGAACAAUCAAAUACCAUAGAAUGUCCUUGUACACAUUUAUCCAUACCUUAUGGAGCAUUUCUAAAUGUAUCAUUUGUAUUACACCAAGUGUGUUCAAGCGAUCUAGUUUCACCAGCCUGGCUAAAUUAUUUAUCUUUGUUCGAUUCAACUCGUAUACCUUCUUGGACUGAAACACCGUAUUCACGAGAUUUUCGUCCUACAGGUGUGUCAUAUUUUCAACUUUUGGCUACGUUUUGUUCUUUGGCUAAAAUUAAUGUUGAAGAUAGUCAACGUGUUUUUAUGAAUACACCAUUUGUUAGCAAUCACCUUCUUCCUCAAUCCUUGUUCAUUCAACAAACUCAAACGAUUGUUGAAGCAUUUAUCAAUAGAACACGUAACACAUUUGUACCUAUUUUAAAUUGGGUUGAUAUGGCUGGUACUAUCAAUCAAUUUUUAUCAGGAUCGAACGUUAAUUUCCAAAUUCUAGUAGACAAUGACGGCAACGUAAAUAUUGAAGAUGUAUUGCUUUACCCAUUGGUAGAUAUAUAUCCUGAAUCUGUAAUAAUAACUUCAGCAUGCUCAUGCACAACUGAUUAUAAUGCUUGCCUUUUGAGACCUAUCGUAUAUAUAAAUGGAUCGAGUUUCUUCGAAUUUCAAAAUAUCUUCUAUGAAAUAUAUGUGGGCUGUACACCAUUGGUUGGAUUCUAUAGUUCUAAUAUUGACUGGUGGUACAAUAAAAUUUAUAUUGAAGAGAUACGAGCAACAUAUGCCAGUAUGAUUAUCACCGAGUUUCCACCAUAUAUCAAACCAUUAAAUAUAUCCAUCCGUACUCAAUUCGACAGCACUACAUUAGAUGUUAUCAGUCAAGCAUUUUUAGAAACAUCAGUCAUCAGUGAUAAUUGCUAUGAUUUUUACUACCAACGAUGUGCACCUCUCAGCUGUUCAUAUACAAUAUCAAAACGUCGAGGUAUCAUUGUCGCUACUUUAUUAUUUAUUUCAGUUUGUGGUGGACUCAAUCGAGGCCUUCGAAUAGUUGUACCAUUGAUUGGAAAACUUCUUCUGGUUCUUAUCAAAAAAUGGAGAAAUCGGAAAAUCGUUCGUGGUGAGUAUAUUAUGCAAUUAUUAAUCUGAGAGCAAAGCCAUUUGAAAAAAUAUUUCUGAGGAUACUUUUGAUUGGGGUCACAAUGUAGCACACUGUCACAAUGAGGUCUAAGUAUCGUAUCGGUCUUUAUAUCAAAAUACAAAAGUGUUGUAUGAGAAAAUUGUGAUGAAUAAAAUGUUUUUGUGUGUCAGUUUUUGAAAGUAAAAUGUGUUAUCAAUCUAUAUGAUAUUGAAAAGGUGUGAAUUGAACUUAUCGAUAUUUGCUAAAAUUCUCCGAAAACUACCUUCCCAAUUCGCAUCUAAGUAGCCAUCUGAUAAGUGUUUUUGAUCCUCAUUUAAAAUGACUCAAACGAAAGUGUCGAGGGGAAUUUAAUGAGCAAAAUAAGAAAGGUUUAUCGUAUGAUCAUAUCAAUCAUCUGUCUUUGAACAUGACUUGGCAAAACACACAAUAUAUUGAAGAAAGCUUGUCAAAGGACACCGCCGGAUAAGUCAACAAAUCUGGCACCCCCCUAGA
This is a messenger RNA of Rotaria sp. Silwood1, 2782 nucleotides long. NCBI's taxonomy places the organism in Eukaryota, Metazoa, Rotifera, Eurotatoria, Philodinida, Philodinidae. The record is from the annotation of a GenBank genome assembly.